Pangasianodon hypophthalmus (striped catfish) is the source of this 2537-nucleotide messenger RNA. It is a transcript of the gene c4h14orf119, whose product is annotated as chromosome 4 C14orf119 homolog. The coding region runs from base 717 to 1334 and encodes 205 amino acids. The record is from RefSeq and is a predicted model, not a curated record. Lineage: Eukaryota; Metazoa; Chordata; Actinopteri; Siluriformes; Pangasiidae. The transcript is spliced from 3 exons.
AGUAGACUGGCGGUAAUGAGACACAGGUGAGAAUCAUCAUGCGUUACCUGGCGGUUUGACCCGCCUCCUCUCCGUCUGCAGCUGAUGCUCGACCACGCCCCGCUGCCACACUCCCUAUCUGAGCUAGCCUGAUAAACAUACUCUCCACUCGCUUCAUUGCCUAAGUGAAAACAAAUCAAUGUAUUACAUCAGUAUUAUGAGAUUUUCUUCAUAGAAUAUUUUAGCUAAAUUUAUCAAAUAACAAAUGUGGAUUGCUGCACUAGCUAGCUAGUUGAUUCACCCCACAGCUUCCAGAAACAUAGUUUAGUUAUUAGCUACUGGCAGAUAGAUGCUAGCUAGCAAAGUAAUCUCCAAUCUGGCAGUUUAUCCCAUGCCACCCCGGCUGAGAAUAAGAGGUGUGCAUAUGAGAGAUUUUAAAGGUGUUAGUGCACAUCUUAAGAUACAGAUUUAAUUAAUAUAAUGUAUGCAAAACAGCAAGCCAGGGAUAAAACAAUCAAUCAGCAGCAUGGGAGCUCAAAUCCAAGUGAAAAGCACAGACCGAGCUGCAGUGGUGACUGCGUGGCCUUUAGAUGUUGUCAGGGACACAAUGCCAUUCACGCUACAGGUAUAAUGUGCUCAGGACCACCUGUGCAAGGCAUUUAGCGUGAUCCGAUCACCAAGACACAUUCAACCUGUCGAGAUAAUUACUUAGCACGGACACUGAUUACCUGAUAAGGAUGUUAAUACCAGGUCUGAAAGGGAAAAUGGCCUGGUUUCAUCAUGCUCUGCAAGAAGCAAGCCUACCACAGUCACCUUCCACGAAGAGUCAUACAACGAAUAAUCACGCAUGCCUCGAGCCAAACCCCAGAUCAGCUACGCCGGUAGCUUUAUCCGAGGGCCAAGAUUGGCCUCAGCUCCUCCAGUCCUCCAUCACGUCCUACCCUUCUGCUUCACAAGAAAUGGUCUGCUCGAGAGUGGGAGAGCACCAGCAUACCUCGUCCCUCACUCAGAGUGACGGUCCAGUGCCUCUGUCAUACGUGACUCUCCAGGAACAGCGCUGUGUGCUUAGCUGGUUUCUUGGCUGGGGUCCUUCUCAAAGAGAAUGUUUUCUUCAAGACCUGAUUUCAAAGGCAGUACCAGGAAAGGUUUGCAGCUUAUUGGAGCACCUUAAUAAACUUCAGGUGAAGGACCGGCCUCCCAACAUUUUUGAGUGUCAGCUGAGGCUGUGGACACAGUGGUUUGAUACGUGGACUGAAGAGGAAAGGAAUGCCUUCUUGGCCACCCUGGAAGAGAAGGAUCCAAUGUUUGUAGCUCAGUUCUACAAAGUGCUAGCUAGUACUGCAGGAAGGGACUGAUGGCCUCUGUAUAAAUAAAUUGUUGUUUUUUUUCCCUGCCAUCAUCUAUCACAGCGCAUUCAACCCUGCCCUUCCUCUUAGAUAAGGAAUUCCUCAGUAAACGUUCCUCAGAUUAAUAUCAGUAUGCAGGGUGAUCACCUGAAGGAGACAGCAGAAUGCCGUUCUUUGCUAUUUCCUUAUUCUGUAAUGUCGUUCAGGUGAUCACCCUGCCUACUGAUCUUAGUUCUGAAGAACUUUUACUGAGGAAUUCUUUAUGUAAGGGGAAGAGCAGGGUUGAAUGUGCUGUUAUAAAUGACAGCAUGAAUGAAUAUUGAGGCAUGAUGUCAAAAUAUGAUUAAAGUGAAAGUGUUGCUGAUUUCAUACAUGAAAACAGAAAAUCUCAAUGGUCACAUGUCGAGUGUAUGAUCGCCACAUUGCCUGCGUGGUCUGUAUCUGCUUGAUGCCAGGAAUUGUAUGUUAAUUUACAUUUAAUUAGAACACUGAUUUACACACUCCUCAUAACAAACAGUAUUUUGCUAUUUUUUAAAUUGUAAUAUGACACUGUAAAAUUGGUUUUCAAUUAUUUUGAGUUUACUGUGCACACCACUAUAUCAGCUAAUCACUUGUUAUGUUCAUUUAUGAAGAUGCUGAUAAUUAAAUUAAUAAAAGGCUGAAAAAUGUAUUGUUUGAUGUCAAACAGGGCUGCUGGAGAUUUUUGCAGUUCAUCUCUGCAGUUCAGUCGCAAUUUUCUUGUGGCCAAGAACUGGAAAUUUGUGUAAACAGACACUUUGUGCGUGUAAUGUACACUAUAUCGCCAAAAAUAUGUAGACACGUGACCAUCAUCACACCCAUCUGUGGUUCUUCCCCAAACUGUUGCCACAAAGGUUGAAGCUCACAAUUGUCUAGAAUGUGUUUGUAUCCUGUAGCGUAAAGAUUUCCUCUUUACUGGAACUAAUGGACCCAAACAUGUUCCAGCAUGACAACGCCCCUGUGCACAAGGUCCCUAAAGACAUGUUUUGCAGAGGUUGGUGUGGACGAACUCCAGUGGCCUGGAUUUUUUUUUUAUAACUAUGUAUGUGCGUUAUGUUUUCAGGCCACACUGUUUUUUUCAUUAGUUACACUAGUUUGGGGCUGUAGUGAUGAAUGUAAACCCCUUUAAAAUAAAAUGAACUGGUGAUAAUAGAUGUACACCAUGUUACAGCUAAAUAAACUAUUCUAAAUACA